AACAUGACACUCAAAACCAUUAUUUAAAUAUAAACAAAAACAAACUCCAAAUCUCUAUAUCACACAUCUUUUCUCAUCUCACCCCAUUUCACACAUUAACAUUCAUUCAAUCUCACUCAACAAGCUCAAACAUGUUCACUUCCAAAUCUGAUCAAACCCAAAAAACAAUCCUCCAAAUCAAACAAGAUGACAAGUUUUUCUGCAGACUUCUUACAAAAGAAAGUUCCAUUUCCAACCCAUCUUUUAGAAUAGCUCUAACUGUACCUUUUGUCUGGGAAUCUCAACCUGGCACACCUAAACACUCUCUCUCUCAACAAUCUCUUCCUCCUCUCACUCCUCCACCUUCUUAUUAUUCAUGCAAACCAUUACCUGUUAAGACUAACUUCAGAUCCAAUCUUCUUCUAGCACUUUUCCCAAAACUAAAUCUUAAAAAAACCAUUAAGUCUUCUUCAUCAUCAUUUUCACCUUCUAAUUCUUCAUCUUCUUCUUCGUCUUCUUCUUCAUCCAACUCAUCUAAAGUUGUUCCUCUAAGGAAAAUUGGAACAAAGAAACGUUUCUUAAGCUGUGGUUCAUCUUUUGAUUUUAGAGGAGAACAAGAACAUGUCGCUUCACCUACUUCAAUACUAUGUUUUGGUCUUCCUCGUUCAACUAGCACUAAGGUUAAUAGUGGAUUCCUAGGAUUCUCCAAAAGGUAAUCUUUAAGGUUGUUCUGUAAUCUAAGUAACCUAAGUGCAUGUUUGGAUUCGCGGUGAAUUUAGAUUUUGUUGAAGUUUUAAAGUGUAUUAUUUGUCAAAAUCGCGCGUUAAUAGACCGUGAUUCUGUCAGACUCGUCGUCAAUACAAAUAUGCAUUUAAUUAGAGUUGUAAUUAAUCUCUUUGAUUUACUCUUGAUGUUUAAAGGGUAACCAAAUUUUCUAGGAUAGUGUUGGUUUUUGAGUUUGUUUCUUAUCAAAUAAUGGGUUUGAUUAAUUAUAAUGUGUAUUAAUUGUGAUGUUUUAUGAUGUUUAAUCUUUAAACAAUCAUACAUAGCUUAUGUAUGGUCUUU
Lathyrus oleraceus (garden pea) is the source of this 1044-nucleotide messenger RNA. RefSeq lists its product as uncharacterized. The record is from RefSeq and is a predicted model, not a curated record. The coding region runs from base 132 to 695 and encodes 187 amino acids. The transcript has a single exon. Lineage: Eukaryota; Viridiplantae; Streptophyta; Magnoliopsida; Fabales; Fabaceae.